This is a messenger RNA of Phanerochaete carnosa HHB-10118-sp, 845 nucleotides long. RefSeq lists its product as uncharacterized. Lineage: Eukaryota; Fungi; Basidiomycota; Agaricomycetes; Polyporales; Phanerochaetaceae. The coding region runs from base 8 to 769 and encodes 253 amino acids. The transcript is spliced from 6 exons. Gene Ontology annotation, molecular function: hydrolase activity. The record is from RefSeq and is a predicted model, not a curated record.
CGCGACCAUGAGUUUCUGCGACGACUGCUUCAAGGGCAUCAAGCACGAAGGCACUCCCGAGGGCCGGAUUGAGGAAAUCGCUGGUAUUGAAUGCUAUAUCGCUACUCCCGAGGGUGACUACGCCAAGGACGCGGUCGUGGUCUUCCUGACGGACAUCUUUGGUAUCCAGCUCGUGAACGCCAAGCUCCUCGCAGACGACUUUGCGCGCCACGGUCUCAAGGUCGUCGCGCCCAAUCUUUUCCAGGACCCGGCCCCGAUGGACGCGUUCGGACCUGGCAGCACGUUCAACAUGCAGGAGUGGUUCGGUCGCAACGGCCCCGACUUCUCCGAGCCCCGCAUCCGCAAGGUGCUCGCCGCCCUCAAGGAGCAGGGCGUCACCAAGAUUGGUGUUACUGGCUUCUGCUACGGUGCCCGGUCGGGCUUCAACCUCGCGUUCGAGAACGCGAUCACCGCGCUUGCGGUCUCGCACCCGUCGCUCCUGCAGAUCCCGAAGGACAUCGAGACGCUCAAGGAAAAGUCGAACGUCCCGGUGCUGAUCAACAGCUGCACGAUCGACACGCAGUUCCCGAUUGAGUCGCAACAGAAGACGGACGAGCUGCUAGGCAACGGACAGUACAAGGCGGGCUACGAACGCACGUACUGGGAGGGCUGCACACACGGCUUUGCCGUCCGCGGCGACCUGAGCGACCCGAAGGUGCUUGCUGGGAAGGAGGGUGCGUUCAAGGCGACGUGCAACUGGUUCCACAAGCACCUCCUCGGCAAGAACUAGAGUGCUCGAGGGGCAGGCGAGAUAUGCGCAGCAGCUUGUAUUAUAUGUUUUACACAAACUAUACAUUGUGCUUUCA